AUGAUCUCUCAUUAUCAUCCUUCUCAACACCAACCAAAACAAGAACAUGUUCAAACCGAACACAACCUCUCACCUCAUCAUCAUGAUGGCACUACGACUUGUCAUGAUGAACAAGGUGGUCAGCAUGAUCUAACGACUCGGCUCAUCCUCUCCAAGAUGAUCAUUUACAAUUCGGAACGUUUGUUUCGGCCGAAACAACAACAAGAUGACCCAACAACAAGUGUCUUGAAGACGACAGCCCACGAACAACCUCCUUCAUCGAUGAAUCCAGAGAAAGCCUCGAUCCACACUGAUAGUAAUAAUAACAACAACAAUAACAACAAUAACAACAACACUACUGUACAGGAUAAUACCUCCCCAUCUUCUCCAUCCUCCUCCUCCUCCUCCUCAGCACCACCUCACUCUUCAUUGGAAUUCCAACCCAAAAUCAAUGUGGCUGCUCUCUCCGAACGAUGCACGGUCCUUCUCGUCCUUCGUCGUUACCUCAAAGGCAAUGGAUGUGGUUUUUGCAAUAGACGUCUAUCCCAGAUCAUCGAGUGGUACAAAUCCUUGUUGCAACUCGGAGUGGUACCUGUGAUCCUUCAUGGAGAGUAUGAACACGAAGCAGAUGAAUUCUUCUACUCAUUGAAAUUUCAGAAUGUUUCCAUCCUUCGGGACAUGUUGAGAGUGUCGGAUCCAAACUAUCUUCUCGCUCAACAAUUAUUCCAUGAUCCCAAAUGCAACAAGCCUCUCUCCUUUCAAGAUCCCAAAUGCAUUAAAGGUUUGAAUGUCUUUAAGGAAUACAUUCGUGCGAGAGGGGAAGGCUUUUCAUUUGUAAAUCCUUCACAACAUGAAGCACUUGGCAUUGGUCAUGGUACGAAUACACUCCUUCCGAAAAUGGUUUUAAUUCGAAAAGGGAGAGUGGAACAUGUGUUUGAUCAUGAAUUGCAAGAGAGAGCUCCCGAUGUGUUGGUCACUGUGGUCUUGUCCUUGCCUUGGUUAGCAAAUUCGAGUGGUGGUAUUAGUGGUGGUGGACAAGAUUCAAACCUUGAAUUCAGAGACUCUUCCAGUGAUACUGGUAGUAGUAGUUGUCAUGAUGGUCGAAGAGAAAGUUGUUCCAACUCGGAGAUGAGAAGAUCUUCGGUCACCUCCACUCACUCAUCACCGUCUUUACAGGAAGAGCACUUGCGAGAGAUACAACAACAAAUGAAUGCUCAAUUACAGACUCGUGUUCAUGCAGGUAGCAAUGAUGAUCCUUAUCUUCAUUUGGAUACAUUCAAGAAGGAAAACAAUCACCAGAGAGUGGAUGUCAUCAGCGAACAUAAAGAUCCUGUCUUUCCUAUGAAUGAAGAAGGUGUCGAACAACAAGACAAACAAGAGGAAGUUCAUCAUCAACGAUCGAGAAUUUACCACACUGAGGAACUAUUACAUCAACAACAUCAAGAACAACAGAAAGAGACAAAACUCUCGCAACAAUUAACUUGUUCUCCUUGUGACAACCCUAAUGUGACAGAAUUGCGAUCAUCUUUUCGUGUGGAUGAAACAACUCAGAGAGAGGCACUAGCACUGACAAGUGUCAACAAAACCAUCCAAUCCACCACAAUGGUAUUUGAUCCUUCCAUUAUGACAAAAAACAUUCAACCUGUAAAGAAAGUGCAUAAGAAAUUUGAAUUCCAAGUCAUCUCUAAGGAAAGAAAAAUUUCUGAAGAAAACAAACAAACCGCAUUCGCUAAAAAAGAGUUACGAAAGAGAAAGAAAAAAUCGAGAACUUGUUUGAACUCUGCUACUCUCUCUCAAGAAGAGAUUAAAGCAAAAAAAGAAGACUUUACUCUUCGAUCUGUGUUAGAUUGUGACAACAAAAGAAGGUAUUUCAAACUAUUCGCUCUGAGAGAAUUCAAUGCAGAAAAUAUCUUGUUUUAUGAGCAUGUAAAAACUUACAAAGAAAUCUAUCAGAAAUCAUUGGAAUGCACAAAUUCUCGACAAUUAAGCUUUUCUCGUAUCACAUUGGAACACAAAGCAAGAACCAUUGCUCAUGAAUUUUUAUUCGAUGAAGACAGUGUGAAUUUACUCAAUACGACAGGCAAGUUGAAGGAGAUUGUGGCUCAAAAGAUGUCCACAAAUGGAUUUUUUACAUCACUAGAAGCUUAUGAAUUAUUUGACUCCAUUGUACAUGAGAUUAUGAGUACCAUCAUGCCAGAUAUGUUCCUUCGAUUCACAAUUUCUAAUGAGUUUAAGAUGAUGAUUGAGGAUUUGAAAUCAAAGAAAAAAACCUCUUGGAAAGGCCUAUAA
Messenger RNA from Naegleria fowleri, 2268 nucleotides. RefSeq lists its product as uncharacterized. The transcript has a single exon. Bases 1 to 2268 code for a protein of 755 amino acids. Lineage: Eukaryota; Heterolobosea; Eutetramitea; Acrasida; Naegleriidae. The record is from RefSeq and is a predicted model, not a curated record.